AUGGGAGGUCAAGCGUCUGUUGCAGCUACAAUGGCCUUGGAGGAUGGUAGCUUUCACGGCAUGAGUGCAAAUAUGGAGGGAAGCGGUGCUCAGCAGUCCGAGGAAAUUCCACAGUGGGUUCUUCUGAGGUACAAGCUGAAGUACAACGACAAAUGGAUGGGAUGCAGGCUGAACUACGCGGAGGGCACGAAGGCGCUCAGCAUCCAGGUGAGCCUCGAGAACUUCCUCAACAACGACGCAGAGGGCAAGAAGGUGCUCAGCGUCCAAGUGAGCCUCCGGAACUUCCUCAACAACGACCUGGAGGGCACGAAGGUGUUCAGCAUCAAGGUGAACUUCGUGGUCCUUCUCAGCAGCACCCUGGAGGGCACGAUGGAGAUCAGACGCGGGCCACAGCUGUACCACGCGGUGAACCAGGCCUUCAAGAUCAACGAGCUGCUCAACCUCCGAGUACAGCAACUUCAGGCUGAAAUGAGACGGCUUGAGGAAUCUCCAGAGCAGUGCAAACCGGGUACGACUACGCUCCCGGCGCUGGCUCCCCCCAACGGGAAUGAAAGUGCAGUGGCGCUUCAGGAACGAGCCCAGCAGAGCUACAAGAUGUGGGCGGCGGCGGGGCCUUACGAGAGGCUUGCCCUGAAGCCUCCAGCUGCAGAUGACUUGGAGAAAGGGAAGUACUCUCGAUUGAGUGCCCGCACAGCGGGCAUGAUGCUUCAGGCUAUGGCAGAAGUCGUUCGUGCAGAAAUGGUGGCAAGGGCAAUCACGAGGUCGCCGGUGGCUUUGUUGUUCAGACUUUACACAAUGUACCAGCCGGGCGGUGAAAGUGAAAAGGCGUAUAUCUUGCAGUAUUUGGUGUCUCCACCGAAGGCUUCUACGGCUACCGACUUGGUGACCAUUCUUCGUCAGUGGGAACGAUUGCUCUUGAGGGUGGACAACCUGAGUAUUGAAAAACCAGAUCCAUCGUUGUUGGUCCGAGGCUUGAACAACGUGGUCUCCGAGCUGCGGGCGAAGGACAUCCACGACAACGGGACCUACGACGACUUCUACAAGUACGCCAGCGAGUGGAAGCGGAGGGCACUUGGCCAGCGGAUGCCCACGAAGAACGAGGGCGGUGAUGGAACACCUUUCAAACCGAAAGGGAAAGCCAAGCCAAAGAGUGCGCCGACAACGCCUACAGCGAAGGAUGAUGGAGGACAGGGUGGUUCAGCGGCAGCAAGAGCGAUGGUUGCUGAACCGGAACCACAGCCACCAGCUCCUACGUCGCCGGUGAAUCAGGAAGGCAGUCAGCAAGGCUCCCAGUCAGGGGAGGUCAAGGACGCGUUGAGAGAUGCAGCGCAAGCCCUGAGGUCGUUGAUGAGUCCGGGAUCUACGACGGCUUCGUCUCCUGCGUCAACCUUGGAAGGCCUGCAACGCCAACUUGAUGAGCUGCGACUGAAGACGAUGAAGGUGUCAGAGGAGGUGAGCGUUUUAAGAAUGACACAGCGAACUCCGUUGGAUGGGCGGGCUGCGCUUGAGCCUACAGAG
Symbiodinium sp. CCMP2456 is the source of this 1518-nucleotide messenger RNA. The record is from the annotation of a GenBank genome assembly. Lineage: Eukaryota; Dinophyceae; Suessiales; Symbiodiniaceae.